Messenger RNA from Protopolystoma xenopodis, 237 nucleotides. Lineage: Eukaryota; Metazoa; Platyhelminthes; Monogenea; Polystomatidea; Polystomatidae. The record is from the annotation of a GenBank genome assembly.
AUGACACCCAUUACCCUCCCAUUUGUCACCUGGACACUUCCAAUCUCUCGCCUUGAAUUCUACCUCAUUUCUCACACAGUCUCUCAAUACUCUGUCCUUUAUCCGCUCGUCAUGCCCAGUCGUCUCCCGCCCUUCUUUCUUGCGGUCUAUGAUACUACUUUGGCUUCUCCAUCUUGCACACCCUCUUUCAGAAUGGUCAGCUCAAUUCAGAAACUCACAUUCUAUUCAAUGAUCUGA